Durusdinium trenchii is the source of this 888-nucleotide messenger RNA. The record is from the annotation of a GenBank genome assembly. NCBI's taxonomy places the organism in Eukaryota, Dinophyceae, Suessiales, Symbiodiniaceae.
AUGCCAAUUGAUCUGGAGCUCCUACAGAAGAUCGAGAGGCAGCGACAGCGGCUUGAGGAUGGCCUUCGAGCACCAGGCGUAGAAGCAUCACCGGCCAAGAAGGAGGGCGCAUCCUUUGCCGCAACUACACCUCCAUCAUCUGAGGAGUUGUCUAGCAGCUUUGUCACGCCUAGCAGCAGGUCCUCGGGAUCCACCCCCGAGCUCGGCAGCUACCGUCUGGUGGAGGGCCGCUGCGAGGCUGUCCAGAGGAUCUCUGCAUUGGACUUGGAGGAAAAGGAGCAGCAGCCAGAGAUGCUGGAGGAGGAGGAGAACGAGAAAGACAUGCUUCGCAUGACCCUGCAACGCCUUUGGCAAGCCAGCGAGCCCGAGGCAAGCCUUGCAGCCACUGCGCAGAUACGUCUAGGCAAUGCCUGCGCUAGGUCCGUCUCUCGUGAUCUUUCUCCAGUGGACGAGACCAAGGUGAUGGCUUGGCGGCCGCAACCGAGUCCCAAAGGCCCUGCAGGCCGGAGACGACGUCAAGACAAGCAAGGUGUUUCAAACCCACGCUCCUUGCCAACAAGUGCGCCCAAGAAGGCGGAGGUGCCCUCAUCGCGACAUGGAGGUGCAGUGAAAGGCCAGAAGGCCCCCAGUGGGACUUCCACUGAGCUGCAGCUUCGACGCCUUGGCAAGGAGUUGGCGGCCGAAGGUCAGCGCUUUCGGCAACAAGGAAAGCUAUGUUUUGAAUUGGCUGUGCGCGCAGAGGCAUUGCAUUCAGAGGUUCGUGUACAGCAGCAGCAUGCUGCAAGAGAGCGAGAGGCUCAGCGAGCCACUGGUCGUUUGUGCCAGGGAAACGUCAUUUCAGCCUGGCCUAAAAAGGAAAUGACAACGAGCUGUGAGUGUGAUGGAUGA